UGCCGAUAGGUAUAUUUACGAUCAUCUAUAAUCAUGGUUAAAAGUCAGAUUGUUAAAUCAAAAUUCUUGAUUUCGAUCUAAAUAUUCUACUACAAUAUUGCUGGUUAGAAAGUUGCAAUCAGACAUUUCGGCUGUACUGUAACGACUUGGCGCGGACAAGGACUGCUGGAGGAGACGAAAAAUGAUGCAUCAGCAAUCCAUGAUGGUUGGAGAUAUGCUUCCCGUUCAUUCUGAAAUGCCUGUGCAUGGAGAGGAAAUGAACAACGUGGGUUACGAGAACAGCGGGCCGGGAUACGCUUACGACGAUCUCUUCCCGGCCUUGCCGCACUCGCAGCCGCCUGUUCAGCGCAGCAUUCAGCAGGUCACCAAUAAACUUCGUGUUGGAUCCUCCCUGCACACGCAGGUUUUCCAUGUGCCAUAUGAAGAAAGAAAAUUGGACAAUGCUAACACUUUUGGAGAAGGUGAAUCAUUGAGAACCUGCCAAGCCAUCACCAAGGACACCGGGGCGCAUAUUGAAAUAUCAACAAGUAAGGAUGGCAGUCUGACUUUCCUAAUUACUGGAAAGCACAGUGCCGUACUUGAAGCAAGGCGUCAAAUUUUAACUCACUUCCAGCAACAGGCAAGCAAGCAAAUUUCGAUUCCAAAGGAACAUCACCGUUGGAUUUUGGGUAAGCAGGGGCAAAAACUGAAGGAGCUUGAGAAAGUGACUGCUACUAAAAUCAGCGUUCCUGGUAUUGCGGAUAAUAACGAAACGAUCACUAUUACUGGUACUAAGGAGGGCAUUGAAAAAGCUGAGCAUGAGAUCAGAGUUUGCUCUGAGGAACAGUCGCGCAAAGCCCUGGAGCGCAUCACUGUGCCGAAAAUCUACCACCCGUUCAUCCAAGGACCUUACGGCGAACGAGCCAGCGCCCUCAGCGCUGAGACCGGAGCGCGUAUUCACAUCCCCCCGGCGUCUACACAGAGCGACGAAAUCGUCAUUGCUGGGGAAAAGAAUGGCGUGCUCGCCGCCAAGGCGCAAAUCGAACAAAUCUAUGAAGAUAUGGCCAAGAAGUGCUCCACGGUGAGAGUUGAGGUGCCCAAGUCUCAACACAAGUAUGUGAUUGGUGCUCGUGGUACCACUAUUCAAGAGAUUCUAAAGGAAACUGGUGUAUCAGUUGAAAUGCCCCCACCCGAUUCCCCAACUGGUACCAUCACUCUUCAUGGACCCCACAAUAAAAUUGGCUUGGCUCUAUCUAAGGUAUGCGAGAAAGCAAACUCUGUGAAAACUGCUACUGUGGAUGCUCCAACUUGGAUUCAUAAAUAUAUUAUUGGAAAGAAUGGCUCUAACAUUAAGAAAAUCACCCAAGAUUUUUCUAAGGUCCAUGUGGAUAUAACACAUUCUGAGGAUAAAGUGAAGAUUGACGGCCCACCAGAAGAAGUGGAAAGAGCCCAGGUGGAAUUGAGUGACUUUGUCAAGAAUUUGCUGGACACUCUGACUUAUGUUGAACUUUCUGUUGACCCUAAAUUCUUCAAGCACAUUAUAGGAAAGAGUGGAGCUAACAUUAACAGACUGAAGGAUGAGACUGGUGUAGUUAUAAAUAUAAUUGAAAAUGAAGGCACUCAUGUGAUUCGUAUUGAGGGCAGCCAUCAAGGUGUAGCUGAUGCUGAGAGGGAGCUUCGGGAGAUGGUAAUGAAAUUGGAAAAUGAAAGGACAAAGGAAGUUUAUGUUGAUCAUAGAUAUAUUAAGUCGCUCAUUGGCGUAAGAGGAGAAAAAAUUAAGGAAGUCCGUGAGAAGUUUGAUCGUGUCCUUAUUUCUCUUCCCGAUCAAGGACAGAAGAGAAGUCCUAUCAAGUUGAGAGGGCCGCAGGAUGAUAUUGAAAAAUGUGAAAAGUUCCUGCACAAACUCCUCAAGGAGAUUGCUGAAUCGUCUUAUGUUCAAGAAGUGCCGAUUUUCAAACAAUUCCAUAAAUUCAUUAUUGGCAAGGGAGGAUUAAAUCUUAGAAAGAUCAGAGAUGAGACUCAAACUCAAAUCGAUCUUCCAGCGGAAGGCGAUGACAGUGACGUGAUUACAGUUCGCGGCAAGCGCGAGAAUGUAGAGGAGGCGGUGAAGAGAAUACAACAAAUACACAACGAGAAAGCAAACAUAGUGACUGAGGAAGUGACAAUACCGCCAAAAUAUUACAACUCGCUGAUUGGAGCUGGCGGUAAACUCAUUCAUUCCAUCAUGGAGGAGUGUGGCGGAGUACUUAUCAAGUUUCCUGCCGCCGACAGCGAGAGCGAUAAGGUCGUUAUCAAGGGCCCAGUGGAAGACGUAGAGAAAGCCAAACAACAGCUGCUGGCUCACGCGUCCGAGCGAGAGCUCACUUCCCACACUGCCCAUGUCCGUGCCAAACCUGAACACCACAAGUUCCUUAUCGGAAAGAAUGGUGCUAAUAUUAAAAAGAUUCGUGAGCAGACUGGUGCCCGUAUCAUAUUCCCGACGGAAAAGGAUGAAGAUAAAGAAGCUAUUUUUAUCAUUGGUCGCGAGGAGCAAGUGGAGUCAGCGCGCAAGCAGCUGGAGGCGGCCGUGGCGGAGAUCAGCAACGUGUCGGAGGGCGAGAUGACUGUGGCCGCGAGGCACCACCGGCACUUCGUGGCGCGCCGGGGCGAGGUGUUGCGCAGGAUCGCCGACGAUUGUGGAGGCGUGCAGAUCUCAUUCCCGCGGCAAGGCGUCAACAGCGACCGCGUCGUGCUCAAAGGACCCAAGGAGUGCAUCGAAGCAGCUAAGAUUCGCAUCAACGAGAUCAUUGAAGACUUGGAAGCUAAGGUGACGGUAGAAUGCGUGAUUCCUCAGAGGCACCACCGCACUGUGAUGGGCGCCCGCGGUGCAAAGGUGAAGGACAUCACUGCAGAGUACGACGUCCAGAUCAAAUUCCCUGAGCGCGACACGACCGAAGGCGCUGACGUUCCACUGAAGAACAACGAAGAUUCUUCGGAUCCCGGCCCCAAUGAUAUCAUUAAGAUUACUGGACGUCCAGAGAACUGUGAGGCCGCUAAGAAAGCCUUAUUGGAACAGGUGCCUAUUACGAUUGAUGUGGAAGUGCCAAACGAACUACACCGGUUACUCGCCGGACAAAAAAGAAGGGAACUUAUGCAGACAUACGAUGUUCAUAUACUCCUGCCGCCGAGUGAGGAGACCAGUGACAUCGUUAAGGUUACGGGUACUCCUACCAAUGUAGAAAAGGCUAAACAUGCAUUGUCCGACAAAAUCGUCGAAAUGGAAAAAGAAAAGGAAGAUAGGCUUCUCAGGUCGUUUGAAUUGAAAUUCAAAGUGGAUCCUGAAUACCACCCACUGGUUAUUGGCAAGGGUGGUGCUGUGAUAACAAAAAUCCGUACUGAUUACGGAGUACAAAUUAACUUGCCCAAGCGCGGCGAGCCUGACGAUGACAUCAUCACCAUUCAGGGCUACGAGGACAAGGCGCAUCAGGCAAAGGAAGCCAUAAUGGCCAUAGUACAUCAACUGGAUAAUCAGUUCCGCGAUGAAGUGGAAAUUGACCCACGAGUCCACCGCAGGCUUAUUGGUGUCAAGGGCAAGAACAUCAGGCGCAUCAUGGACGACUUCAAGGUCGACAUCCGCUUCCCUAAGAACAGUGAAGACGGGAUCGUGGUCAUUACCGGUGACGAAGAUAAUGUUCUUGACGCUAAGGAUCAUUUACUCAAUUUGGCUGAGGAAUAUUUGCAAGACGUGGUGGACCGAUACCAGCGGCCGGCGGGCGUGUCGCUGGGCGACUUCAGCGAGCUGAGCGGCGAGGCGGGCGAGGCGGGCGGCGCGGCCGGGUUCGUGGUGACGGGCGGCCCGUGGGAGCAGCGCGCGCCCGACACCGCCUCCACACACGAGUUCCCCACCAUGCCCGGCAGCGCGCCCGCCCAGCGCCAGCCCGCCGCCUGGGGGCCUCGCCGCUAACCGCACUAUACCUACCUAUCCUAAUACGGUAGUUGCCCGUCUAUAAAAUUAUAUGUAUACGUGUACAUUCACAUACGAAACGCGAUAAUCGAAUGUCACUUUAAUUGAUCAAUUUUAUUUAUAGUAUUUUUCACGUUCUCAUUAUAGGUUAAUUAUAAUGCUUUUUGACUCCAUUUGUGACAUCACUUGUGUCCACUGCCCCAUAUAUUUUUUGUUUUUUGACACAAGGAAAAAAAUAUCUGAUUUGACUUCAUGGCAACUACCCUAUCUAGUGCAACCUACAUAUGCUCUACGUAAACUAAACAUGCAGAUUGUCGUUUGCAUUUGACUAUAUCGGUACUGAUCCGAAACUCGUUUAUCUAACUUCUCGCGGUUAUGCAACAUAUAUUGCGCUAUCGUUAUAACUAUAUAUUUUUAUCCUACUCGUGAAGAUUUAAUUUUCUUUAAUUUCAUCCUUAACUUGAACUUUUUUCUAACCAGUGUUAUUUCUUUUUCGGGUCCGUAUUAGUAUUCGAUUAUGCCAUGCGUUAUUUUUAUUUUCUAAUGUAGAAAAUUUAUAAUGAAAUCCAUUCAACUAAUUUUUUGAUUACGUUGAAUUAUGUAAUAUUAUUUUACUUAUUAUUUUAAUUAAGUGCAUCAUAAUCGAGUGCAUAAUUAUGUUUUGUGUACUUAUUGCAUAAAUUUAUAAUGAAAUUUCUAUUUUUUCAUAAUAAUUUGUUUCAUGAUUAUGUUUUACUAUACUAUGUUUUGUAAGUGUUGCCUAUGAUAAUAAAUCAAUAAAUAUUAAGACAAGAAUAAAUAUUUUUACAAAGUAAUUUGUACAUAGUGAAAUGUGUUUGAAAUAUUAAUAAAAUCUUUUACAUUAA
Messenger RNA from Plodia interpunctella (Indianmeal moth), 4788 nucleotides. RefSeq names its product Dodeca-satellite-binding protein 1 (gene Dp1). Gene Ontology annotation, cellular component: nucleus; cytoplasm. NCBI's taxonomy places the organism in Eukaryota, Metazoa, Arthropoda, Insecta, Lepidoptera, Pyralidae. The record is from RefSeq and is a predicted model, not a curated record. Bases 182 to 3922 code for a protein of 1246 amino acids. Gene Ontology annotation, molecular function: mRNA binding. The transcript has 17 exons.